UUUUAUUAUAUACCGCAUUUUACUAUGCUAAAAGACAAAUUAGUUGUAAUAUUAUUUUACGUUUAUUUUGUAAGUGGUUUCUCUAACGAUUACUGUGAGAUAUGUGCUAAUCAUACACUUUGUUUAUUUCCAAAAGCAGGACCAAGUAUAUCAUGUAUAAAAUACGAUGAAAAGAGUAAACUAACAAAUGAAGAUACCAAAUCGAUUGUGGAUAGAAUUAAUUCGAGGAGAAAUUUCAUUGCAUUAGGUCGAUCAAAGAAACUACCAGGUGCUGGAAAUAUGAGAAAAAUUGUUUGGUCGGAUGAAUUAGCAAUUUUCGCACAGCGGUGGGCCGACCAGUGUGAUCUAUCACGACCGCAUAAAGAAGACUAUUGUCGCAAUCUAGAAAAUAUUGAAGUUGGCCAGAACAUAGCCACGAUGUUUGACUUGUCUUCAAACUUUAAUAUUGCGAAUUUUAUAGAAAUAUGGUUUAUGCAAUCAGUGGACUACAGAUCAAGCAUCACAUAUUACAAUGAGACUGACAACAGAACAAGCUAUUUUACUCAAUUAAUUUGGGCAAACACCGAUACCGUUGGAUGCGGGCAGGCAAGCUUCUAUUUAGAAAAUGUACGAGUACAAAGGCUCGUAUGCAACUUUGCUCCCAAAGGUAAUGUUAAAGGAAAGCCAGUCUACUUAAUUGGAUACCCAGCUACCCAAUGUCCUGAUAACAUGGUACCAGAUUUCAAAUAUAAAGGACUAUGUAAUAAAAUACAGCUUGAAGAUGAUAAGCAAACAUCACGAACUCCUGGUGGAGUUAGAAGUUUACUAAGGAUCAUUAAUUUGUCAAAUAACACCGAUUUAUUCCGAAAUAAUAAGAUUACAAACAAAAUAAAAAGUCGGAAGCUAACUACGAUAUCUAUGAACAACACUCACGCCGCUGUAAAACGAUAUCCUCAACACAACUUUUGGGAAAAACCAAUAAAUCAAUCUAAAGUUAGAGAUCACAACAAUCAUCAACUUGAAAAUCCCUGGCGAGUCUUCCACGGACUCGACGCACCCAAUAACUUAAAUAUGAUGAAUAAGAAAAUCGAAUCUGGACCACAAAAAUUCGACUCUAUAUAUUCUUUAACCCCAUUCAACAAACAGGACUCUUUAAAACUUAAACAAGAGCCAUCUUGCACUAGAAAAACUAAUUUACCUUUUACUAAAGACCCUUUACGAAGUAAUUGUGAUUACGAAAAAAUAGCUGAAUGCACAAGGGGUUAUAAAAAUCAACAUUGGACUCAAACAAAUCAAAAUAUACAAGCGACUUCGCCAUUCCUUUAUUCAAUAUGCUCAUGCGACUCGUAUACUACAACCACUCAAAGAACCACAUCCUGGAUCGGUUAUUGUCAAUGCUUAAAAAACAACCCGCAAAUAAUUUGUUCAAAUUCUCGUAGAACACAAGAUGAAUUCACAAAUGUGGUUAGUAAAAACUCUGGUACGUUCCAACACUACGAUUUAUUACCUAACUUACAUUUACGCGAACGAAUUGGACGAGAAAACGUACCGAAUAAACUUUCAACACACGUACCAGCGAAGGAAAGACUUGAUUUAGUAAAUAUUAACAAAAGAAAAGAAAAUAAUCCUUUUUACAGGCAGGCAAAGACAUAAAAGAAAUGACCCCAGAUAUACAACCUUAAUGCCUUUUUGGCAAAUGGAUGAUACUAUGCAGAAAAAAACAUCACAAUUUAAAA
This is a messenger RNA of Papilio xuthus (Asian swallowtail), 1715 nucleotides long. RefSeq lists its product as uncharacterized. The record is from RefSeq and is a predicted model, not a curated record. The transcript has 9 exons. Lineage: Eukaryota; Metazoa; Arthropoda; Insecta; Lepidoptera; Papilionidae. The coding region runs from base 25 to 1632 and encodes 535 amino acids.